UAUUUUACUGGACUAGAUAUACAUGUGUCAAAACCUCUCGAAAAUACGACUCUUUCGUAAAAAUGAGCUCUCUAUUUUAGACAAAUUAGGGUUUUGAUAACUCCGGCGGGUCCAAUAAAGACAUCUUUUUGGGUUUUAUCGAGGGGAAUUUUAAUCGUUCGGUGGAUUACGCAGUUUUGCGAUGUGACUUUUGAAUUUGGAAUUCAAAGUUCAAUUUUUUGGGUAUUUGAGGGGGAUUUUUGGGCUAUCGGUUUUUGAGGUUGGAGAUUGGAGGGAUAUGGAUGAUGAAUUGGAGGAUAAAGUGCUUUAUCAGACGUAUGUAUCAUACAUGAAGCUCCUCUCAAAAUUUGCCGUGGGUUUGCCCACUAGUCUAACCGCUGGUUCUAAUACACCAAUCGGUUAUUUUUGGAGGAUGAUGCGUCUGUAUGCGCUCAAGCCAGAAGUGUUGUUCUGUGGUACAGUUAUGUUCGUCAUACUGUUCUACCUGCAGGCAGUCGAUGUUUGGAGCAGAACUUUGCUCGGGAAGAUUCAGUAUACCCUUGGAAAAACGAGUUCGAAGGUGUCGAAGCUGCAGUUCCUCGUUGCCAAUGCAAGCACUAGUGGCGAAAAGCUCAAGUGGGAACUCAAGGAGGGUUAUGUCGCGGCAUACGCAGUACAGGGACAUCGGCCUCAUAUGGAGGAUAGAUUCGUAGUUAAUGAGGAUAUCAACAAAACUGGGGUUUCGAUUUUUGCGGUUUUCGAUGGACACGGGGGAGAGUUUGCAGCGGAUUACGCCCGCGACAAGUUGAUGCCCAACAUAAACAGGAAGGUGAUCGAGCUGAAGAACAUGAUCGCAGGAAAGGCUCCAGUGAGCCCUCAGGAGUCUGACCCCCCGAACCCCCCGAGUGAGCCGAAAGUGCCUGAGAGUCCGCUGGAGAAACGCAAGUCCUUCCGGAAGACUGUGUCCACCACUGACGACACCAUAAAGAGUAAAUCAGGCUCAAUAACAGAUCCCGAGCUCCUGAACAAGCUGAAUAGCCUAGUCCGUCCAAUAACGAGGGAAGUCCGGCACGAUCGACCCCCCGAGACCCCUCCGAAGACUGUGGACAUGUCGAUGUACAUAGAAGGACAGAGGAUUAAUUACGCUAAGCUCUUGACUGACGAGGUUUUAGCUGUGGACAGUCACCUGAUUCAAGCCGCCAAGAAGAACAUGGAUGUGGCAGGAACGACAGCCCUGAUAGCUGUCCUGGAGGACAAUAAAUUGACCGUAGCCAAUGUUGGAGACUCGAGAGGUGUAAUGUGUGACAGCAAAGGGAACGCAAUUCCCCUGUCCUUCGAUCACAAGCCCCAGCAGCAGCGCGAGAGGCAGAGGAUCAACAAAGCCGGGGGCUUGGUGACCUUCAACGGUGUCUGGAGGGUGGCAGGGAUCCUGGCAACGUCCCGAGCCCUCGGUGACUACCCCCUGAAGGACCGAAAACUCGUCAUUGCUGAUCCUGACAUUCUGACGUUCGAUCUGAGCGAUCACGAUCCGUCCUUUCUGAUCCUCGCGUCUGAUGGUCUGUGGGACACUUUCUCGAAUGAAGAGGCCGUUGCCUACAUCAGGGAGAGGCUCAACGAACCCUACUUCGGGGCAAAAAGCCUCACCUUGCAGAGUUAUUACAGGGGAUCACUCGAUAAUAUCACUGUUGUCGUCAUCAAUCUGAGGAAUCGUAAAUACAGCAUAUCAGAGCUCAACAGGGCAGAGUGAUGACGAUUUUUACGGAUUAAUUAGGAAAUUAUUGUUAUGUUUAGACGUUUUCUUCGUUAUGGCGACGUUUUGUUGAUCUUCUAGUCAUGUUCCGGGGAAUGAACUGAUGAUCGAUCGAUUUUGAGUUAUUUUGAGAUUUGAAUGGAGUUGUUUCGAGGGGAGUGAAGGAGUCGAUUUUAAUAAACGUAUUCAUGAUGA
This is a messenger RNA of Diachasma alloeum, 1924 nucleotides long. RefSeq names its product protein phosphatase 1L. NCBI's taxonomy places the organism in Eukaryota, Metazoa, Arthropoda, Insecta, Hymenoptera, Braconidae. Gene Ontology annotation, biological process: protein dephosphorylation; positive regulation of canonical Wnt signaling pathway; positive regulation of canonical NF-kappaB signal transduction. Gene Ontology annotation, molecular function: cation binding; protein serine/threonine phosphatase activity. The transcript has 5 exons. Bases 278 to 1726 code for a protein of 482 amino acids. Gene Ontology annotation, cellular component: cytosol; nucleus. The record is from RefSeq and is a predicted model, not a curated record.